Colossoma macropomum (tambaqui) is the source of this 1257-nucleotide messenger RNA. RefSeq names its product ADP-ribosylation factor 2a (gene arf2a). The transcript has 5 exons. Gene Ontology annotation, biological process: intracellular protein transport; vesicle-mediated transport. The record is from RefSeq and is a predicted model, not a curated record. Gene Ontology annotation, molecular function: GTPase activity; GTP binding. Lineage: Eukaryota; Metazoa; Chordata; Actinopteri; Characiformes; Serrasalmidae. Gene Ontology annotation, cellular component: cytoplasm; plasma membrane. The coding region runs from base 130 to 675 and encodes 181 amino acids.
CCGAUUCUGACUGUGGGCGGGACGAGCGACGCGGCCCUCUGUAGACCAGUGAAAGACGCCAUUUUGUUAAUAGCGGUAAGGAGGAGACGGAUUUUUUGCUGAGAAGCCGCAUCGAUAAGAUCUGCCACCAUGGGGAACAUGUUUGCAGGCCUCUUUAAGAAUCUCUUUGGAAAGAAAGAGAUGCGUAUUCUGAUGGUGGGUUUGGAUGCUGCCGGCAAAACCACCAUCCUGUACAAGCUUAAACUGGGAGAGAUCGUCACCACCAUCCCCACUAUCGGUUUUAAUGUAGAGACAGUAGAAUAUAAGAACAUUAGUUUCACAGUGUGGGAUGUGGGCGGUCAGGAUAAGAUCCGGCCGCUGUGGAGGCACUACUUCCAGAACACACAAGGUUUGAUUUUCGUGGUGGACAGUAAUGACAGGGAGCGAAUAAACGAGGCGAGAGAGGAGUUGACAAGGAUGCUGGCUGAGGAUGAGCUCAGAGAUGCUGUGUUGCUCGUUUUUGCCAACAAACAGGACCUGCCCAACGCUAUGAACGCAGCAGAGAUCACAGACAAAUUGGGCCUGCAUUCGCUGAGGCACCGCAACUGGUACAUCCAGGCCACCUGCGCCACCAGCGGAGAUGGCCUGUACGAGGGCCUGGACUGGCUCUCCAACCAGCUCAAAAACGCUAAAUGAUCCAUUCCACCUAGCCCUCUGCUGUCUGCGCUGUGUGUGAAUGUGUGUAUGUGUGUGUAAUGAAAUAAGGCAGCGCUGGAUUUAGUCUCUCACCCACUUUAUCCAUCCUCUUUUUCUUUCGUUUGCUCCUGUAGACUUUAGAGGCUCUCCCCAGUGCUGUCUAGUGUACACACACCAGAAUGGAAGUGCGUGCGUGUGAGAUGAGAGUGGGAGCAGCCCUGCUGUGCCUUUUGAACACAUGCUUCUCAAACAGCUUGGUUCUCUCUCUCUCUCUGUUUCUUCCUCUCUCUUGUAUCCCUCUCUCCUGUCUCUGGUGUCCCUCCCCGGUUUUCACAAGGCAAAGAAUGACCCAGGAUGCUAAAAUGUUUUUUGUUUCUUUUGUUACUUACAGAAUAAAUAAUUAUAUUGAAAUAAAAGUACAGUCUUGAUUUUCAUCCUCUGAUGUUAAAGCAGUGGCGCAUGUCUAAGAUGUUACAAGGUUCACGUUGUCACCCUUUGACCCCCCACAUAUGAUGAAACUCAUUGUAACCUGCAUCAGGUUGGGAGAAAAGAAAAGACAAUAAAGUGACGUUUUCCAUCCUA